Helianthus annuus (common sunflower) is the source of this 1663-nucleotide messenger RNA. Its product is annotated as 7-deoxyloganetic acid glucosyl transferase. The coding region runs from base 135 to 1544 and encodes 469 amino acids. Lineage: Eukaryota; Viridiplantae; Streptophyta; Magnoliopsida; Asterales; Asteraceae. The transcript has 2 exons. The record is from RefSeq and is a predicted model, not a curated record. Gene Ontology annotation, molecular function: UDP-glycosyltransferase activity.
UUUAAACAAAAACUCAAAAAUACACUAAAACACAAAUCCUAUAAUAACAAAAACCUUCGGUUACAUAAUCAAUAUAAACACCCAUACACGUUUCUCACUUUGUCUCUUGCUUACAUUUCUUUCCGGUGGUAUCCAUGGCUCCAACACCACCACCACCACAUGUUCUUAUCUUUCCAUUUCCAGCCCAAGGCCACGUCAACGCCAUGUUAAAGCUCACUGAGCUCCUUCUACCAGCCGGUCUCAACAUCACCUUCUUAAUCUCAGCCAAAGACCACCGCAGCCUCAGCGGUUACGCCAAUAUCCACACCCGCCUUAACUCGUUCCCGGGUUUCCAGUUUCACGUAAUCCAGGGCCUCUAUGAAGGCCCACUGGACAGUGCUGAGAAGCUCACUAUUAUGUUUGAUUGUAUGUCUGAAAAGACCACACUGUUGCUCAGAAAACUGAUUCUUGAUUCUCCGGUAACUACUUGUGUCAUCGCUGAUGGGAUUAUGGAUUUUGUACUUGAUGCUGUGGAGGGUACUGGAGUUCCGGUAUUUUCUUUUCGGACGAUUAGUGGUUGUGCUUUCUGGGCUUACUUUAGUAUCCCGGAUCUCAUAAACUCCGGUGAACUUCCUUUUCAAGGUACAAACAUGGACGAACUAAUAGUGAAUGUGAAAGGCAUGGAGGGAUUCCUUCGCAGGCGCGAUCUUCCCAGCUUUUGUCGUUCUGGAUUAAGCAACCGUACCCUCCAACAGGUUAGCAGUAUAUCACGCAGGGCUCUGGAUGCUCAUGCCAUAAUUCUUAACACCUUUGAUGAUCUUGAAGGGCGUAUUGUCUCACAUAUUCAAAAACAUUGCUCCAAUAUCUACACAAUUGGACCGCUCCAUGCUCAUCUAAAAUCCCGAUCCUUAAACAAAUCCAUAUCCUCAAAUAGCCUGUUCGAGGAAGAUAAGACUUGUAUAGGUUGGCUCGAUCAACAACCACCAAAGUCCGUGUUGUACGUGAGUUUUGGAAGCAUAGCCACAUUAACAAGGGACCAGCUUAUGGAGUUUUGGUAUGGUUUAGUCAAUAGCAAGAAACGGUUUUUGUGGGUCAUUCGAAAGGAUCUUGUUUCGAAAGAUGAUGAUAAGUUACCAAGUGAGCUAGAGAAUGGUACUAAAGAAAGAGGGUAUUUGGUUGGGUGGGCUCCACAAGAAGACGUGUUAGCCCACCCAGCUUUAGGUGCCUUUCUGACACAUAAUGGGUGGAAUUCGACUUUGGAGAGCAUCGUUGCUGGAAUACCAAUGGUGAGUUGGCCGUUUUUUGCUGAUCAACAAAUAAAUAGUAGAUUUGUCGAAGCCGUGUGGAAACUAGGAAUAGACAUGAAGGACACAUGUGAUCGAACUACAGUAGAAAGGAUUGUGAAUGAAGUAAUGGAGGUGAGGAAGGAUGAGUUUACGGAAUCCGCCAAACGUAUGGCAAAAUUAGCUAUGGAGUCUGUUAGCGAAGGCGGAACUUCUUAUAGUAACUUGGACAGGUUGAUCCAAGACAUUAAAACAAUGGGUGUUCAGCAUGAAGACGAAUAAGUGAAUGCCUUACGUCUAUAAAUGUAUUUUAUUUCAAACUAAUUAAUAUUUUCACCCGAAAUUCGAUCGAGACAUGUUUAGUAGUAUUGAAAUGGAAAUGAUAGUUUUUUUCUAGAGAA